CCUGGACUUUCCUUCAUAGACCACGCUCAGGAUGAUCUGGAUUCUGCGGGAUCAGAAUUGGAGAACUUUUUGCAAGCAAAAUGCUGACGGAGGCGUCAUGGCCACUUUCAUCCAGACACCCAAGAACAAUAGUGUUUUCCUCACCCUUUUAACACACAGCUCAAGGAGAUGAAAAGAGUACAUGGGUUUGCAGGAUACGUGGUAAUCGGAGAGGAAACAGUAUAGACGGUAGGCGGAGAGGGCAUGGUUGGUGGUGGGAUAGCAUUGCUGUGGAAGAAUUAGGGGAAAGAGAAGAGAGGAGGAGGGUUGGGCAUCAACCAAGCAGGAUCAUGGUGAGUAUGGCGCGAUAGAAGAGUGGGUGGGUGGGGGAAGGGAGGGCGGGGAGAGGGGGAUUGCGGAAGCAGGUCGAGCGGGAGAGAAAGCGGGGAAAAGGAGGGAAAAGAGUUCGAAGGAUUGAGUGAUUGCGAAGGGAAAGAGCUUUUAGGGUUUGGGAAACCUUCAUGGAGGAAGUUGCAACAUGGUGCGGAUGGCACAACAUGAGUGGCAGCAGCAAGGGGUCAGCAACGCGCGGCGUCGCAGCUUGGAGACGGUCAUGAAGGAGCAGCAGGCGCGCACCAAAGUGUCGGUGCGCCAUCUGCCGCCGAGCCUGGCGUGGGCUGUGUUCCAGGACCAGAUUGCGGUGAAGUAUGCGGGGACGUAUACUUGGUGGUCGUAUCAUCCAGGCAAGAGCAGCCACAAGCGUCAGGUUUAUUCGCGUGCGUACAUCAAUUUUAAGAAGCCAGAGGAUGUGAUUGAUUUUUAUGAGGAUUUUAAUGGACAUGUAUUUGUGAACGAAAGAGGGGCUCAGUACAAGGCUUUGGUCGAGUAUGCUCCUUACCAGCGAGUUCCCAAACCUCGAUCGAAGAAGGAUGUCCGGGAAGGCACAAUAUCAACAGAUCCAGAAUAUUUGGCAUUUGUCGAGCAGCUCGCCAAACCAGCGGAGUAUUUGCCGAGUGCUGAGGUCCAGCUGGAGCGCAAAGAAGCGGAGAAGGCUUCUAACUUGGCGUCUGGGACGAGUAAAGAUGCCGUGGUGGUGACACCUUUGAUGGAGUAUGUGCGAUCCCGAAGGGCUGCGAAAUCAACACCUCAGAGAGGGAUGUCAUCAAGUGCAAAGCUGGCUGCUCGGUCUGGAGGUGUACCCGUCAGUGCUUUCAAACUUGCAACGCAGAAGCGUGGCUCUGAGAAAGGUCGGUCUGGAUCUAGUUCGUACACGGGUGAUAGUGCAUCGACCACCAAAGAGUCUGCCAAUCACAAUUCUGCUUCUCGAGAUGAGCUACAGCGAAAAGAAAGGGAACAUCUGAUUGAGCGGAAAAGAAAAGAAACAGGUGAAGGGAAAGAGAAGAAGUCGGUACGCGAGGCCGUUGCAGCUGCUGUCCGAGCAAAUUCAAGUAGUCAACGAGGAGAGUUCAGCAAGGAGAAGACAAUCCUCCUAACCAAGGACAUGUCCGAGGCACCAUCUGAGGGGCGAGCGUUGCAAAACAUCUCAGCGGGUGGGGAAUCCGGAUCAAGAACAUCUGUAGCCGGGAAGGUUUCUGCGGUGAAUGGAUCAGGUGAAGGUCUAACAGCUGGAGAUGUCCGGGAACCGCACAAGCGGGAGUACAAACGCAAACAAAUGCUGGUGGCCAAGGACAAGGACAAGGAAUUGGCAGUUGAUCCCGAGCAAGCGGUUUCUGUAGCGAACUCCGUUGGUGUUGGUACGACAAACAAUCAGCGGCAUAGGUCAUCUGGACCUGCGAAGGUAGCAGCAGGAGGUGUGCAACAGAUGCAGUCUGCGGUUGCUCACCGUGCAACAUCUCUUGGAGAUUCCAUUUCUUCUGGGAAGCAGAUCCAUAGGCAAGAGUACGGAGGGAGGACCUCUCUACGUGGUACACCAGCACAGGGUAGUUCGGCACCAGGUUUAGGUUCGGAUUCUCAUGCACAACCCCAGGCAAGCGGCACGCAGGUGGAAAAAGUGGGUAAACGACCUCCACGUCCUCAGGCGAUACGAUUGGCUGGUAAAGACCAGGCUAUUUCUUUGGUGUCCUCUGUGGAAGCGGAAGGUCAAGCAGGCAACGGUGAAGAAAGGUCCGUGAAGCAAGUUGCAAAUGAUGGAGCUGCGUCGAGCCCAUCGUUGUUAGACAAGCAGGACGCGAGACGCCUUAGAAACAAGGAUAGGCCUGACAGGCCCGUGUGGACCCCUCGUCGUCGCGAAGGUGUGACGGGAAAGGCUGAUGGAACAGCAUUUGCAAAUAGCCCGGCUUCAGCAGCAGGUACUGCAUCAACGGAAGGCACAUCGUCGACUGCUUCGUCUGGGACGGAUGUGGGUUCCAAGAACGAUAGGGCGGAGCGAUCAAGUGGAAGACACAAUGGGAGAUCAGGUUCCGAGGUGCGGAGUUCAGAGCCCCCUCAAACGUCAGGUGGCGGCGGCAAUGGUACAUUCAGCAAAUUGCGUUAUGUGGAGACAGGUGGUCGCAUUCCACGCGGUGGGCGAACUGUUGCAGCCGUAGGAUCUCAGGCUGCACACGACGGAAGUCGGACGGAUGCAAAGAGUGUUGGCGCAAGCGAUGAUGUCACUAGCCAGUAUGGGAAGCAGGGUCGGGAUAACGGAGAACCUUUUGUGCAGAGCCAAGAAGGGCAGCAGUCAUUGGUGACGGAGGACAGAAGGAGGCAGGGCGGUUCCUUUUGGAGUGAAUCUGGUGGAAGUCACAGGCAAGGAGGCAGACGUGAAAGGACUGGGCAACAAGGAGCUAAAGAAGGAGACGGCGGGGUUGUGGGGACGGAAGCGGCAAGCAAAUUGGUGAAAAGAGGUCGAGGUUCUCCAGCAUCGGGAAGCAACGAGAAGCAAGUAUGGGUUGCCGUUCAAAAGACAGUUUCGGGAUGAUAGUCUUAUGUCUAUAUCUGCAUGGAUGCGGAGCAGAGUGGAAAUUACGAACGGCACGGUGCUGCUAAUACCAAAAGGAAUACCAUUAGCUUGGUGUGAGAAGACAGUGAUCCAGAAAACAUCAGAUCCCGCAUGUUGCAGAAGCGGUAGAGACUUCAACACAAGACAAUCCAGAUAUGGAGGUUUUUUGGACACGGAAGUUUUCACAAGACAAUUUGUGGCAACUUGUCUUACAGAGAGUUUUGAUCAUCCAGUGUGUGAACAUUUUUCAAACUCACUUAGUUUUGCAUUCCGUUUCCGAUUUUUACGAAAUCAGGCGUUAUCAUUCCCGGUUCUAGGAACUUCACAGAUGAGCUCAUCAUCUGGGCCUAGAUUUGAACUUGUGACAGUACUUAGAGCCGUCGGGAUGAAUCAAGCGACUUAUUUGGUCUUUGCUAACGUCGUCUACGCUAACGGAGUAUUUGAAAGUUGCCCAGGGAUGUGAACAUUUUGGAAAUUCGGAAAAUACUCCCUGAAAGGUUGCAUUGAGCUUCUGUAAUUUGAGGGCUUCAAUUGAUAGGAAAUUUGUAUUCGAUAGCAGGAGCAGUCCAGUGGCAGUGGUGUAUGAUUGGAAGCUUCUCGUGUUGUUGGAUUAGUUUUGGAUCACUGUGCGCAAGAUGAUCGAUGUAAUUUGCAAGUGUAAGCAAUACAAGUGUUGUGUUCUUUGAACCGUCCAGUCAA
Molecule: messenger RNA, 3619 nt
Organism: Physcomitrium patens
Lineage: Eukaryota; Viridiplantae; Streptophyta; Bryopsida; Funariales; Funariaceae
Biological process (GO): nuclear-transcribed mRNA catabolic process, nonsense-mediated decay; positive regulation of translation
Cellular component (GO): nucleolus; cytoplasm
Molecular function (GO): mRNA binding
Source: RefSeq, a predicted model, not a curated record